Molecule: messenger RNA, 2155 nt
Organism: Miniopterus natalensis
Lineage: Eukaryota; Metazoa; Chordata; Mammalia; Chiroptera; Miniopteridae
Source: RefSeq, a predicted model, not a curated record
AAAGAGCGAAGGAAAACCUUACCUGCCGGCGGAGGCGAGGGAGCCGGACGGGCGAGCGCCAGCUCCAGUCUAGGUAGCCAGAGCCAUGCAAUUCUCCAGCUCAGCCAGGGCAGCAGAUGAGAACUUUGACUAUCUGUUCAAGAUCAUCCUCAUCGGGGACUCCAAUGUGGGGAAGACGUGCGUGGUGCAACAUUUCAAAUCCGGGGUCUACACGGAGACGCAGCAGAACACGAUUGGGGUGGACUUCACCGUGCGCUCCCUUGAGAUCGAUGGCAAGAAAGUGAAGAUGCAGGUGUGGGACACCGCCGGCCAGGAGCGCUUCCGGACCAUCACGCAGAGCUACUACCGCAGCGCCCACGCGGCCAUCGUCGCCUACGACCUCACCCGCAGGUCCACCUUCGAGUCGGUUCCUCACUGGAUUCACGAGAUAGAAAAAUACGGCGCCGCGAACUUGGUCAUCAUGCUGAUCGGCAACAAAUGCGACCUGUGGGAGAAACGGCACGUUCUGUUCGAGGACGCCUGCACGCUGGCCGAGAAGCACGGCCUCCUUGCCGUUCUGGAGACAUCGGCCAAGGAGUCCAAGAACAUAGACGAGGUCUUCGUGCUCAUGGCCAGGGAGCUGAUCGCACGCAACAGCCUGCAGCUGCACGGGGACAGCGCCCUCCGCAGCCUGCCCCUGGACUCCAGUCCAGUUCUCGUGGCCCAGGCGCCGAGUGAGAAGGCCCACUGCACUUGCUGAGUGUGCUCGCGAGGCCGAUGGCACCCACCGGAGGCCACCUCUAAAACCAAAGGUGGUGGGUCCAGUGUCUGCUAAGGAGCGUUUCAGACCCGAGUGUAGGCCUUCGGCGAGUCCUCGAUCCCCCACUCAGACCCGCGGCCACAGCGGCUGACUCUCAGGACGGGGGACGCUGCUGUCCUUUUUGAUCUUGCCUUGGACUGAAAGGCACAGUGGUGGGAGGACAAGGUUUGCUCGUCCAUCUGUCCCUUGUCUGUCUCCCCAAACCCUUCAACUAUGUUUCUCCUGAAUUUUGCUUCUCACUCGUAGAGGGUAGUGAAGGGGAGAGAGGAUGUUUGGAAGAUCCUGGGAGAGUUUUAAAACAGCUGGGGCCUGGGAGAAUGGGGGAAAAAGCCAGAAUGCCUUAACAUUUGCUUCCUGAUAGUCACACCUCAGGGCUUCAGUUUGGGGAGCAAAGCCUUUUGACAUAAAGACCAUAAAUACCUCUUGCCAAAUGGUCAGGAGCCACGUGAUGGAGACUGAACUGGAUUUCACUUUGUUAGCUGGGGCUGAGUUGACUACCCCCAUAGAAUACGGGAGAGGCCUACAAUUUCUUUCUAAAACACCAAAUUAGCUGCUGGGUCAGAAGGCAUUUCUGAAUUGAAAUUUAAAUGAGCAGCAAACCAAUACCGACCUCUCGGUGUGGCCCUGGGCACACCACGUACCUGUGUGACGCACCGUGGUUUUUCUGAGAUCCCCGAUGGUUGCUGAGGUGUGUCUUGCAGCCACAUUAAGAACCACAAAGGCCGGUGUAGCCACACUGGCUCCAGGAGAAAUGUCCGUGCAGCUCUCCCAGGGCCCAGGCGAGCGCCCACGGGCAUUUCUAGCCGAUAGCAUCACUACCAAUAGGCUGAGAUGAGACCUGCACAGUCACUAGUCCCGUGUGGCUGUUGAGUGCUUGAAGACAGAGGCUGGGCAGGAUAUGAGAUUACUGGCUCCCGCCAAUUUCCCUUCAUUUCUCUGCACAUCCAACAGCCUCAUCAGCUUCUAGGAUUAUGCACUCUGGGGAUUUUCUGGAAUAGAAAUAUUCCUACCAACAGGUCAGACACGUGAGAACCAAGUCACCUGAACACCAGGAACCUGUGAUUAACCGGCCUGGGCUUCUGCUGAAAUGGCAGGGCUGUGACAGUAAUGCUUGCGGACACUUGAAAGGGACUUAAAGAGCCCCCCGCGGCGGAGCGGCUUUGCUGGAUUCUACUCUGCAGCUGAGCAGCCGCUCGGGCAGGCUCCUCUCUAGCUGUGGUCUCACAAGGCUGCGUGUUGGCUGGAUUCUGGCCUUCCUCUCACGUCCCCAAAAUUAUACAGUUGGUAAAAAAGUUAUGUGAAAUUAAGUUACAAAAGGGACAUUUCAGGGGAAUAAAAAAAUUGUAAAUGUCUCCA